AUGGCGGCUAAAAUGCCCAGAAACUUCCGGCUCCUGGAGGAGCUGGAGAAGGGCGAGAAGGGCCAAGGACCCGAGGCAUGCUCCUACGGUCUUGCCGAUGGCGAGGAUAUGAUGAUGAGCAACUGGAAUGGCACCAUCCUCGGUCCCCCUCACAGUGUCCACGAGAACAGAAUCUACAGUGUCAAUAUUCACUGCGGUCCCGAUUAUCCUGACCACCCCCCGGAGAUUCAGUUCAUCUCCCGCGUCAACCUCCCAUGUGUCGACCCGCGAACGGGGAAGGUUGACCCUACCAAGCUGCCUUGCUUGGCUCAGUGGAAGCGCGACUAUAACAUGGAGACCAUCCUCCUUGAAAUUAGACGAUACAUGGCGCUCCCGAACCAUAAGAAACUUCCUCAGCCUCCGGAGGGCUCGAAUUUCUAG
Aspergillus campestris IBT 28561 is the source of this 420-nucleotide messenger RNA. RefSeq names its product E2 ubiquitin-conjugating protein MMS2. The coding region runs from base 1 to 420 and encodes 139 amino acids. Gene Ontology annotation, cellular component: nucleus. The transcript is spliced from 5 exons. Gene Ontology annotation, biological process: protein K63-linked ubiquitination; DNA damage tolerance. The record is from RefSeq and is a predicted model, not a curated record. Lineage: Eukaryota; Fungi; Ascomycota; Eurotiomycetes; Eurotiales; Aspergillaceae.